Molecule: messenger RNA, 2155 nt
Organism: Trachemys scripta elegans
Lineage: Eukaryota; Metazoa; Chordata; Testudines; Emydidae
Gene: RPE
Product: ribulose-5-phosphate-3-epimerase
Exons: 7
Coding region: 37-723 (228 amino acids)
Biological process (GO): pentose-phosphate shunt, non-oxidative branch; carbohydrate metabolic process; pentose-phosphate shunt
Cellular component (GO): cytosol
Molecular function (GO): metal ion binding; D-ribulose-phosphate 3-epimerase activity
Source: RefSeq, a predicted model, not a curated record
CCUGCGCCUCGCUCAGUUCCCGGUGGCGCGGCGGCCAUGGCGUCGGGUUGCCGGAUCGGCCCGUCCAUCCUCAACAGCGACCUGGCGGCGCUGGGCGCCGAGUGCGGCCGCAUGCUGGACUCCGGGGCGGACUACCUGCACCUGGACGUGAUGGACGGGCACUUUGUUCCGAACAUCACAUUUGGACACCCUGUAGUAGAGAGCCUUCGAAAGCAGCUGGGUCAGGAUCCUUUCUUCGAUAUGCACAUGAUGGUUGCCAAGCCGGAGCAGUGGGUGAAACCAAUGGCUGUAGCAGGUGCAAACCAGUACACUUUUCACCUAGAGGCUACAGACAAUCCAGGGGCACUGAUUAAAGACAUUCGGGAAAAUGGGAUGAAGGUUGGCUUGGCCAUCAAACCUGGAACUGUAGUUGAAUAUUUAGCACCAUGGGCCAAUCAGAUAGACAUGGCUUUGGUGAUGACAGUAGAACCUGGAUUUGGAGGGCAGAAGUUCAUGGAAGACAUGAUGCCAAAGAUUCAGUGGCUGAGGACACAAUUUCCUUCCUUGGAUAUUGAAGUGGAUGGUGGUGUGGGGCCAGACACCAUCCAUAAAUGUGCAGAGGCAGGAGCAAACAUGAUUGUGUCUGGCAGUGCUAUUAUGAAAAGUGAAGAUCCUAGAUCUGUCAUCAACCUCCUGAGGAAUGUGUGUUCAGAAGCUGCUCAGAAACGUUCCCUGGACCGAUGAGACUGCCAACUCAUGCCAAGGCAGCUUGAGUGUGAACGGGUUCUAUUCCAGUAUGGAAACAUUGCUGCUGAACCAGGACUGCAGCACUGAAGAAUUGUUCCUUCACUGCAAGCAGCUGUUUUGCCAGGGCUGGAAAUACAAUCAGCCAGUGCUAUCCCUUAAAUUGGCUGGAGACUUAUUUUAUAGCAGAUAACAGGUAUUGGAUGGAAACAGAAUUGUGAGUUUUUGUUUGAAAGGUGUGGAAGACUAAGAGUCUGCUCUGUGCAUUCCUACAAAACUGUUUCAAUGUUUGAAAUAAAACACUGAUGAUAAGUCAUCUUACGACUAGCAAAACUCAUCUGUUAGCUGUUCAGUGGUAUGUGCACUCCAGGAUGAACCAAUCUACCCCAAGAAAGAGCAUCUUUCCAGAACUAAGUUCACUAACUUAGACAGGAUCCUGGAUGAUUCAGACUUCAUUACUAAGUCAGUGUUCCUCACCUGUAGUUCUCCUGGGUCCUGCAUGCAGGGAGUUCAUGUGACUGAUGCCCAGAUCCCAGGAUUGCUCCUCACACUACCAGAUAGAUCAGACAAGAGCAGGAGGCACUGAACAAUCUAUAAAGUUGUAUGAUGGGAGCUAUGAGGAUCUGAGCUGCUCCUAUCUUCACUUUGAAGGAGCAGGGGAAUGGAGAAGAAAAGAGCCUCACCUCAGACUGCUCUCCAACUCACAUUCCCAGCAGCCAGAAGACGAGGGAGAGAGAUGAGAAAUACCCCAUUCCACUCAGAAACUAGGAAGAAGGGAUAAUAGAGGGGGAAACAACAAUCUCACAGCCAGUUAGUUAUGCAACAUUAACAAAUGCAACAGCAAGGCUUUGUACCCUUACUACUCUGUGGCUCCCACAAAGCCAUUAAAAGACCAUACAGGUUUUCAGGUCUUAAAGGCACAUACCACUAAUUUGAUGUUACAGACCUGUGAAGGGAAUCUAAGUACUUCUAUUGCUAAUCAAAUUCAGACUAUACACAUUGUAUGGAAAUAACUUUUAAUUUAAAAAACCUUGCAUUGAAGAUUAUUGUAUCAGACAUUGAGGCAAAAUUUGAGUUUAAUUUGCUGGACAAACCAGUGUUAAAAAAAGGAUUUAAAAUAAAUCAGAAUGUGCAAUAAACUACAAUGUAGCAUAGGCAGUAGUGUUGAAACUUGACUGAACUUUUUUCUGAGGUCCAGCGUAUAUUUCCAGUCAAUCUGACAGGAAAAAAAUUAAGUUUGACACUACAAACGGGUCAUCUGUCAGUAUUGGAUAUUACAAGCUGAGGAAAAAUUUUGUACAAGAACAGAGACUCCUAUAUAAUUGCCUUCAACUGUUGUACACAGAAAAACUUCCUGCUGACAGUGGUUUAUACAUAUGUGCUACUGGUGUCGAAUUACUGUUCUGCUACAAGAAUUCUGCUAUAUCGUCAA